Molecule: messenger RNA, 909 nt
Organism: Eucalyptus grandis
Lineage: Eukaryota; Viridiplantae; Streptophyta; Magnoliopsida; Myrtales; Myrtaceae
Exons: 3
Coding region: 135-752 (205 amino acids)
Source: RefSeq, a predicted model, not a curated record
GAUUAAAAUGCGUAGAUAUACACCACCGUCUCGCUCACGCUCAAGAACUCGAAUCGUCCUCUCUUCCUUCCUUGUUCGAAAUUCCUCGCCCGGAAAUCAUCGACGCGACGCAGAGAUCGCGAGGUCACCCGUCAAUGGCGUCGAUGGGAUGGAUGAGCAAGGUCCCGCCGAUAGCUUCUCGCCUCUACUUCCUCCUCAUCAUCCUCCAGAUCCCGCUCUUCAGGAUCACAUGUAGGUCUGGUGUGUGUACGACCCCCAUACAGGUCACAUCAUCUCAGCUUAUUGCGAGUGAGAUAAUCCCUGUUCCUGUGGUGAAGGCCCUUCUCUACCCUGGAGCUGUUGUCAAUGGCCUUGUAAAGAACAUGGCAGUUCCAAGCUGGAAUGAUUUGCUGGAUAUCUAUAAUCUUACUACUGCAAAAGAAGCCCCGGCAGUAGUUGAUCUACAGCGCUUGGAGGUUCUUGCUGGAAGCUACUUCUGUGUGGCAGGAGCACUUGUGGGUCUGCUAAAACCAGGGAGGAUGAGCAUGUUUGGGACGCUGCUAAUAAUCUGGGGUCUUGUCAAGGAGGGCAUCUUGGGAAAGCCUGUGAAUGUGGAUCCUGCAAAGGCAGUCUAUGUUUAUCCGACGAUGUUGCUUGCAUUGAUCUGUGCCUUAUCAUCCAUUAAAUAUGAUGUGAAGAAGGCCAUGAGACCUGCCCCUGCUCGAACAAUUGCAAAGCCACUGCAGAGCUCAUCAAAAUCUAAGCUGAAAUGAGAUGAAUUGUAAGCAACAGUUCUGUUGAGGAUGUCACUCUUUUCUUUUUAGGAUUCUUGUUGUCAAAAUUUUUGAAGAGUCUCACAUCAACAUAUGGAUCUUCAGUCCAACUUUUAUAGUCAAUUGAAUUGCGAGUUUUAUAUGGCUUGCUGGGUAU